AAGAACAAUCAAAAAAAAAAGGACUGCAUCCAGUUCUCUAUUCGAUUCCAAUAACUCAACGAUCAAUACAACAAAAGACAAAAGAUGUCGUCCAUCAUGGAGUCGCUGUUCGGCUCGCGCAAGACGCCUGCGCAGAUGCUCAGACAACACCAGCGCUCGCUCACAAAGGCCAUGCGCGACCUCGAUCGCGAACGCUCCAAGCUCGAGCAGCAAGAGAAGAAGAUUGUGACGGACAUCAAGAAGAUGGCCAAGGAGGGCCAGAUGGAUGCUGCAAAGAUCAUGGCCAAGGACCUCGUGCGCACUCGCCGCUACGUCAAGAAGUUUAUCAUGAUGCGCGCACAGAUUCAAGCUGUUUCGCUUAAAAUUCAGACUUUGCGAUCAAAUCAGGCAAUGGCAGAAGCUAUGAAGGGCGUCACACGCGCCAUGACCAAGAUGAACAAGCAGAUGAACCUGCCCGAGAUCCAAAAGAUCAUGAUGGAGUUUGAGAAGCAAUCCGAAAUCAUGGACAUGAAGGAGGAAAUGAUGAACGACACCAUCGACGACGUCAUGGGCGAUGCAGACGACGAUGAAGAGAGCGACCAGAUUGUCAAUCAAGUUCUUGACGAGAUUGGCAUUUCCCUUGGUCAAUCGAUGGUCGACGCACCCAUUACAGCGACGGGCGGCGGUGGUGGCAAGGUGACCGAGGCCAAGACAGCCGUCGCAGACUCUGCAGAUGCCGAUCUGCAAGCACGACUUGACAACUUGCGCCGAGACUAAAAGCCAAAAACCGCUGUAGUUUUGUUGUUGCUCUGUUGGAGGUUGACCCUGCUUGUUGUUUUUUUGCUGUUUGACGAUUUGCUCAUGCUGGUUUGCAUGCUAUUGGCUGAAAUAAGAUCAAUUCUUAGUGUCUA
Messenger RNA from Capsaspora owczarzaki ATCC 30864, 890 nucleotides. Its product is annotated as chromatin modifying protein 2a. NCBI's taxonomy places the organism in Eukaryota, Filasterea, Ministeriida, Capsasporidae. Gene Ontology annotation, cellular component: multivesicular body; ESCRT III complex. The record is from RefSeq and is a predicted model, not a curated record. The transcript is spliced from 4 exons. The coding region runs from base 85 to 756 and encodes 223 amino acids. Gene Ontology annotation, biological process: endosome transport via multivesicular body sorting pathway; protein transport; late endosome to vacuole transport.